UAAAAAACUUUUGUUUUAAAUUUUAUUUGCGUCAAUGUUAGGCUAGAUUUUGAGUAUAAAAAGGUCUGGGAAUUUUGUAUCGGCAUCAGUUCGGUUCCAACUCUCAAUCAAAAUGAGAGGAACAACCUUCGUGAUCCUUUGCUGCGCCUUGCAGUUCGCAAUCGCUAAUGAGUGGGAGGACUUCUUCGGUGAGUUCGAAAAACUCCCUGGUGCUCACCAGACUAUCUUGAAUGAAACUGACAAGAUAAUCAGAGAUGAGAGUGGAAACUACGAAGAAGUCAAAACAAUUCGAUCGAAGAUAGACAUGGAAAAUAGUCCUUUAAAAGGACUUAAUAAACAUCACGAAGCAGGAAAACAUAAAACUAUAAGAUAUGUCAUAGAUGUCGAUGACGAGGGUCACCAAACAAUUUACGAAGAAGAAUCUAUCGUUACCAAGGUGCCUGCUCCAUACGAAGCUACAGCAACCGCUACCAGUUCUGCAUCAGCUUCUUCUUCUUCAUAUUCUGGUAACCAACCCGGAGGACUCCGACGUGACACAGUUGGCUCAUCUGGAUCAGUUAGUGUAACUUCAAAUUCAGCUUCGGGUACACCAUCUGGAUCAAGAGCUCCAGUAAGACCUAAUAAGUUGGGUUACGGACCUGGAAGUUCAGGAGCAUCAGCCGGAGCAUCAGCAUCAGCCGGAGCAUCAGCUGGACAAUCUGGAGCGGCUGGUCGUAACGGACGCAACGGUGGCUACGGAUCAGGCGCAUCUGCAUCAGCUGGAGCAGGAGCAGCUUCGUCUGUGACAAGAAGAGAAUACGACAUCACAGUUACAACUAACGAUCAGUCAUCAUCCGUUGCAUCUGCAUCAGCUGGAGCAGGAGCAGGAGCAGGAGCAGGAGGUUCAGAACUUUAUGGUGACUACGGAUUUGACAACGCAGGCGCAGGAGCUGCAGCAGGCGCUGGAGCAGCUGGACAAUCUGGCUUGGGCGGUCGUAAUGGACGCUACGGUGGCUAUGGAUCACAAUCUGGUGCUGGAGCCGGAGCUUCAGCAGCAGCAGGUGGUGCUGGGCCCUACGAUCAAUACACACAAAACGGUUUGGAUGACUUCGCUGAUUUGGGUGAUUUGUACGGUGGAUACGGAUCUGGCUCACAGGCAGGAGCAGGUGCAGGAGCAGGUGCAGGAGCAGGUGCAGGAGCUGGAGCAUCAGCAGCAGCAGGCGCUGGCGCCGCUGGACAGUCUGGCUUGGGUGGCCGCAAUGGACGUUACGGUAGAUACGGAGCCGCUGGAUCACAAUCUGGUGCAGGAGCAGCAGCAGGUGCAGGAGCUGGAGCGUCAGCUGCAGCAGGCGCUGGCGCCGCUGGACUAUCAGGCUUGGGUGGCCGCAAUGGACGUUACGCAGGAUACGGAUCAGCUGGAUCACAAUCUGGUGCAGGAGCAGCCUCUUUAGCCGCAGAAGCAGCACUAGAAGCUGAAGCAAACGCAGUCGCUGUUUCUGAAGCAGCAGCUGAGGCAGCAGCUGAAGCAGAAGCUGCAGCAGCAGCAGCAGCAGCAGCAGCUGGUGGUGCAGCUGGAUCACGAGGAGUCGAUGCUCGUGGUAGACGUAUUGGAGGAUAUGGCCCAGGCAGUUCAGGAGCAUCAGCCGGAGCAUCAGCCGGAGCAUCAGCCGGAGCAUCAGCUGGACAAUCUGGAGCGGCUGGUCGUAACGGACGCAACGGUGGCUACGGAUCAGGCGCAUCUGCAUCAGCUGGAGCAGGAGCAGCUUCGUCUGUGACAAGAAGAGAAUACGACAUCACAGUUACAACUAACGAUCAGUCAUCAUCCGUUGCAUCUGCAUCAGCUGGAGCAGGAGCAGGAGCAGGAGCAGGAGGUUCAGAACUUUAUGGUGACUACGGAUUUGACAACGCAGGCGCAGGAGCUGCAGCAGGCGCUGGAGCAGCUGGACAAUCUGGCUUGGGCGGUCGUAAUGGACGCUACGGUGGCUAUGGAUCACAAUCUGGUGCUGGAGCCGGAGCUUCAGCAGCAGCAGGUGGUGUUGGGCCCUACGAUCAAUACACACAAAACGGUUUGGAUGACUUCGCUGAUUUGGGUGAAUUGUACGGUGGAUACGGAUCUGGCUCACAGGCAGGAGCAGGUGCAGGAGCAGGUGCAGGAGCAGGUGCAGGAGCUGGAGCAUCAGCUGCAGCAGGCGCUGGCGCCGCUGGACAAUCUGGCUUGGGUGGCCGCAAUGGACGUUACGGUAGAUACGGAGCCGCUGGAUCACAAUCUGGUGCAGGAGCAGCAGCUUCAGCAGGAGCAGCCUCUUCAGCAGGCGGUCAAAGUGGCAGAGGAAAACGCGUUCAACAACUCGGACCCUAUGGAUCACAAGAAUUUGAUGUGAACAACGCAUAUGGAUCAGACAACCUUGCUUCCGGCAUUGCUGCCGCUGAAGCCGACGCUGAAGCAGCCGUUGCAGCCGCAGAAGCAGCACUAAAUGCUGAAGCAAAUGCAGUGGCUGUUUCUGAAGCAGCAGCUGAGGCAGCAGCUGAGGCAGAAGCUGCAGCAGCAGCAGCAGCAGCAGCUGGUGGUGCAGCUGGAUCACGAGGAGUCGAUGCUCGUGGUAGACGUAUUGGAGGAUAUGGCUCAGGCAGUUCAGGAGCAUCAGCCGGAGCAUCAGCCGGAGCAUCAGCUGGACAAUCUGGAGCGGCUGGUCGUAACGGACGCAACGGUGGCUACGGAUCAGGCGCAUCUGCAUCAGCUGGAGCAGGAGCAGCUUCGUCUGUGACAAGAAGAGAAUACGACAUCACAGUUACAACUAACGAUCAGUCAUCAUCCGUUGCAUCUGCAUCAGCUGGAGCAGGAGCAGGAGCAGGAGCAGGAGGUUCAGAACUUUAUGGUGACUACGGAUUUGACAACGCAGGCGCAGGAGCUGCAGCAGGCGCUGGAGCAGCUGGACAAUCUGGCUUGGGCGGUCGUAAUGGACGCUACGGUGGCUAUGGAUCACAAUCUGGUGCUGGAGCCGGAGCUUCAGCAGCAGCAGGUGGUGCUGGGCCCUACGAUCAAUACACACAAAACGGUUUGGAUGACUUCGCUGAUUUGGGUGAAUUGUACGGUGGAUACGGAUCUGGCUCACAGGCAGGAGCAGGUGCAGGAGCAGGUGCAGGAGCUGGAGCAUCAGCAGCAGCAGGCGCUGGCGCCGCUGGACAAUCUGGCUUGGGUGGCCGCAAUGGACGUUACGGUAGAUACGGAGCCGCUGGAUCACAAUCUGGUGCAGGAGCAGCAGCUUCAGCAGGAGCAGCCUCUUCAGCAGGCGGUCAAAGUGGCAGAGGAAAACGCGUUCAACAACUCGGACCCUAUGGAUCACAAGAAUUUGAUGUGAACAACGCAUAUGGAUCAGACAACCUUGCUUCCGGCAUUGCUGCCGCCGAAGCCGACGCUGAAGCAGCCGUUGCAGCCGCAGAAGCAGCACUAAAUGCUGAAGCAAAUGCAGUGGCUGUUUCUGAAGCAGCAGCUGAGGCAGCAGCUGAGGCAGAAGCUGCAGCAGCAGCAGCAGCAGCAGCUGGUGGUGCAGCUGGAUCACGAGGAGUCGAUGCUCGUGGUAGACGUAUUGGAGGAUAUGGCCCAGGCAGUUCAGGAGCAUCAGCCGGAGCAUCAGCCGGAGCAUCAGCCGGAGCAUCAGCUGGACAAUCUGGAGCGGCUGGUCGUAACGGACGCAACGGUGGCUACGGAUCAGGCGCAUCUGCAUCAGCUGGAGCAGGAGCAGGAGCAGGAGCAGGAGCAGGAGCAGGUGCAGGAGCAGGUGCAGGAGCAGGUGCAGGAGCUGGAGCAUCAGCAGCAGCAGGCGCUGGCGCCGCUGGACAAUCUGGCUUGGGUGGCCGCAAUGGACGUUACGGUAGAUACGGACAAGCUGGAUCACAAUCUGGUGCAGGAGCAGCAGCAGGUGCAGGAGCUGGAGCAUCAGCUGCAGCAGGCGCUGGCGCCGCUGGACAAUCUGGCUUGGGUGGCCGCAAUGGACGUUACGGUAGAUACGGAGCCGCUGGAUCACAAUCUGGUGCAGGAGCAGCAGCUUCAGCAGGAGCAGCCUCUUCAGCAGGCGGUCAAAGUGGCAGAGGAAAACGCGUUCAACAACUCGGACCCUAUGGAUCACAAGAAUUUGAUGUGAACAACGCAUAUGGAUCAGACAACCUUGCUUCCGGCAUUGCUGCCGCCGAAGCCGACGCUGAAGCAGCCGUUGCAGCCGCAGAAGCAGCACUAAAUGCUGAAGCAAAUGCAGUGGCUGUUUCUGAAGCAGCAGCUGAGGCAGCAGCUGAGGCAGAAGCUGCAGCAGCAGCAGCAGCAGCUGGUGGUGCAGCUGGAUCACGAGGAGUCGAUGCUCGUGGUAGACGUAUUGGAGGAUAUGGCCCAGGCAGUUCAGGAGCAUCAGCCGGAGCAUCAGCCGGAGCAUCAGCCGGAGCAUCAGCUGGACAAUCUGGAGCGGCUGGUCGUAACGGACGCAACGGUGGCUACGGAUCAGGCGCAUCUGCAUCAGCUGCAGCAGGAGCAGGAGCAGGAGCAGGAGCAGGAGGUUCAGAACUUUAUGGUGACUACGGAUUUGACAACGCAGGCGCAGGAGCUGCAGCAGGCGCUGGAGCAGCUGGACAAUCUGGCUUGGGCGGUCGUAAUGGACGCUACGGUGGCUAUGGAUCACAAUCUGGUGCUGGAGCCGGAGCUUCAGCAGCAGCAGGUGGUGCUGGGCCUUACGAUGAAUAUGGAGUAGACGGUUUGGACGCUGGUGUUUUGUCUGGUCUGGAGGGAUACAACGGACUUUACAAUAGAGGAUCAACUGGCGCACAGUCAGGAGCUGGAGCUGGAGCAUCAGCUGCAGCAGGCGCUGGCGCCGCUGGACAAUCUGGCUUGGGUGGCCGCAAUGGACGUUACGGUAGAUACGGAGCCGCUGGAUCACAAUCUGGUGCAGGAGCAGCAGCUUCAGCAGGAGCAGCAGCUUCAGCCGCAGAAGCAGCACUAGAAGCCGAAGUAAAUGCAUUGGCUGUUUCUGAAGCAGCAGCUGAGGCAGCAGCUGAGGCAGAAGCUGCAGCAGCAGCAGCAGCAGCAGCUGGUGGUGCAGCUGGAUCACGAGGAGUCGAUGCUCGUGGUAGACGUAUUGGAGGAUAUGGCCCAGGCAGUUCAGGAGCAUCAGCCGGAGCAUCAGCCGGAGCAUCAGCCGGAGCAUCAGCUGGACAAUCUGGAGCGGCUGGUCGUAACGGACGCAACGGUGGCUACGGAUCAGGCGCAUCUGCAUCAGCUGGAGCAGGAGCAGCUUCGUCUGUGACAAGAAGAGAAUACGACAUCACAGUUACAACUAACGAUCAGUCAUCAUCCGUUGCAUCUGCAUCAGCUGGAGCAGGAGCAGGAGCAGGAGCAGGAGCAGGAGGUUCAGAACUUUAUGGUGACUACGGAUUUGACAACGCAGGCGCAGGAGCUGCAGCAGGCGCUGGAGCAGCUGGACAAUCUGGCUUGGGCGGUCGUAAUGGACGCUACGGUGGCUAUGGAUCACAAUCUGGUGCUGGAGCCGGAGCUUCAGCAGCAGCAGGUGGUGCUGGGCCCUACGAUCAAUACACACAAAACGGUUUGGAUGACUUCGCUGAUUUGGGUGAUUUGUACGGUGGAUACGGAUCUGGCUCACAGGCAGGAGCAGGUGCAGGAGCAGGUGCAGGAGCAGCUGCAGGUGCUGGAGCAUCAGCUGCAGCAGGCGCUGGCGCCGCUGGACAAUCUGGCUUGGGUGCUGGAGCAGGAGCAGGAGCAGGAGCAGGAGCAGGAGCAGGUGCAGGAGCAGGUGCAGGUGCAGGUGCAGGAGCUGAAGCAUCAGCAGCAGCAGGCGCUGGCGCCGCUGGACAAUCUGGCUUGGGUGGCCGCAAUGGACGUUACGGUAGAUACGGAGCCGCUGGAUCACAAUCUGGUGCAGGAGCAGCAGCUUCAGCAGGAGCAGCAGCUUCAGCAGGAGCAGCCUCUUCAGCAGGCGGUCAAAGUGGCAGAGGAAAACGCGUUCAACAACUCGGACCCUAUGGAUCACAAGAAUUUGAUGUGUACAACGCAUAUGGAUCAGACAACCUUGCUUCCGGCAUAGCUGCCGCCGAAGCUGACGCUGAAGCAGCCGUUGCAGCCGCAGAAGCAGCACUAAAUGCUGAAGCAAACGCAGUGGCUGUUUCUGAAGCAGCAGCUGAGGCAGCAGCUGAGGCAGAAGCUGCAGCAGCAGCAGCAGCAGCUGGUGGUGCAGCUGGAUCACGAGGAGUCGAUGCUCGUGGUAGACGUAUUGGAGGAUAUGGCCCAGGCAGUUCAGGAGCAUCAGCCGGAGCAUCAGCCGGAGCAUCAGCCGGAGCAUCAGCUGGACAAUUUGGAGCGGCUGGUCGUAACGGACGCAACGGUGGCUACGGAUCAGGCGCAUCUGCAUCAGCUGGAGCAGGAGCAGCUUCGUCUGUGACAAGAAGAGAAUACGACAUCACAGUUACAACUAACGAUCAGUCAUCAUCCGUUGCAUCUGCAUCAGCUGGAGCAGGAGCAGGAGCAGGAGCAGGAGGUUCAGAACUUUAUGGUGACUACGGAUUUGACAACGCAGGCGCAGGAGCUGCAGCAGGCGCUGGAGCAGCUGGACAAUCUGGCUUGGGCGGUCGUAAUGGACGCUACGGUGGCUAUGGAUCACAAUCUGGUGCUGGAGCCGGAGCUUCAGCAGCAGCAGGUGGUGCUGGGCCCUACGAUCAAUACACACAAAACGGUUUGGACGCCUCGGCUCCAGGUCUAGCAAACUCUGACUUCGCUGAUUUGGGUGAUUUGUACGGUGGAUACGGAUCUGGCUCACAGGCAGGAGCAGGUGCAGGAGCAGGUGCAGGAGCAGGUGCAGGAGCUGGAGCAUCAGCUGCAGCAGGCGCUGGCGCCGCUGGACAAUCUGGCUUGGGUGGCCGCAAUGGACGUUACGGUAGAUACGGAGCCGCUGGAUCACAAUCUGGUGCAGGAGCAGCAGCUUCAGCAGGAGCAGCAGCUUCAGCCGCAGAAGCAGCACUAGAAGCUGAAGCAAAUGCAUUGGCUGUUUCUGAAGCAGCAGCUGAGGCAGAAGCUGCAGCAGCAGCAGCAGCAGCUGGUGGUGCAGCUGGAUCACGAGGAGUCGAUGCUCGUGGUAGACGUAUUGGAGGAUAUGGCCCAGGCAGUUCAGGAGCAUCAGCCGGAGCAUCAGCCGGAGCAUCAGCCGGAGCAUCAGCUGGACAAUCUGGAGCGGCUGGUCGUAACGGACGCAACGGUGGCUACGGAUCAGGCGCAUCUGCAUCAGCUGGAGCAGGAGCAGCUUCGUCUGUGACAAGAAGAGAAUACGACAUCACAGUUACAACUAACGAUCAGUCAUCAUCCGUUGCAUCUGCAUCAGCUGGAGCAGGAGCAGGAGCAGGAGCAGGAGGUUCAGAACUUUAUGGUGACUACGGAUUUGACAACGCAGGCGCAGGAGCUGCAGCAGGCGCUGGAGCAGCUGGACAAUCUGGCUUGGGCGGUCGUAAUGGACGCUACGGUGGCUAUGGAUCACAAUCUGGUGCUGGAGCCGGAGCUUCAGCAGCAGCAGGUGGUGCUGGGCCCUACGAUCAAUACACACAAAACGGUUUGGAUGACUUCGCUGAUUUGGGUGAAUUGUACGGUGGAUACGGAUCUGGCUCACAGGCAGGAGCAGGUGCAGGAGCAGGUGCAGGUGCAGGUGCAGGAGCUGAAGCAGCAGCAGGCGCUGGCGCCGCUGGACAAUCUGGCUUGGGUGGCCGCAAUGGACGUUACGGUAGAUACGGAGCCGCUGGAUCACAAUCUGGUGCAGGAGCAGCAGCUUCAGCAGGAGCAGCCUCUUCAGCAGGCGGUCAAAGUGGCAGAGGAAAACGCGUUCAACAACUCGGACCCUAUGGAUCACAAGAACUUGAUGUGUACAACGCAUAUGGAUCAGACAACCUUUCUUCCGGCAUUGCUGCCGCCGAAGCUGACGCUGAAGCAGCCGUUGCAGCCGCAGAAGCAGCACUAAAUGCUGAAGCAAAUGCAGUGGCUGUUUCUGAAGCAGCAGCUGAGGCAGCAGCUGAGGCAGAAGCAGCAGCAGCAGCAGCAGCAGCUGGUGGUGCAGCUGGAUCACGAGGAGUCGAUGCUCGUGGUAGACGUAUUGGAGGAUAUGGCUCAGGCAGUUCAGGAGCAUCAGCCGCAGCAUCAGCCUCUGCUGGAGCUUCAUCCACAGGCAACGGCUAUAUUGGCGAUGUUACUGUGAUUGAAAAUGUCUCUUAUGGAACUUCUUCGGCAGCUGGUAUCUCAGGUCCAUACGCACCGUACGGAGGACCUGUUGCUGACGUUAGUUCAGCAGCAGCAGCCGGAGCUGGUGCUUCUGCAGGUACUGGGUCGGGAGCUUUCGGCCCAAGAGGUCGCAAGGACUGCCGUAUCACUCGCAGAAACCUAUUUGUUAAGUUCGGCACCCGCCGGUCACCCUGCACUACUUGCUAGUUUCUUAUAAUAUCUUUUGUCUCUUUUUUCUGGAUACAUCUUUUGUUUUUUACUUAAUUAAAUUCUGGCAUUUUA
Messenger RNA from Spodoptera frugiperda (fall armyworm), 8515 nucleotides. RefSeq names its product fibroin heavy chain (gene FIBH). NCBI's taxonomy places the organism in Eukaryota, Metazoa, Arthropoda, Insecta, Lepidoptera, Noctuidae. Bases 113 to 8440 code for a protein of 2775 amino acids. The record is from RefSeq and is a predicted model, not a curated record. The transcript has 6 exons.